This is a messenger RNA of Anopheles aquasalis, 602 nucleotides long. It is a transcript of the gene sloth1, whose product is annotated as sloth 1. The record is from RefSeq and is a predicted model, not a curated record. NCBI's taxonomy places the organism in Eukaryota, Metazoa, Arthropoda, Insecta, Diptera, Culicidae.
UCAAAACAAGCCUGCUUGCGCAGAAUUAUGUAAAGCGAUCUGGUUCUGGUUCUCCUCCAAAAAUUGCCUUGGUUCGUCCCGGAACGGGCAGUAGUGUGAUUAAAUGAUUAUCCGGAAGAGCGCCAGGGUUAAGAAAUUACUCGAUCUAUGGCCCGGUAAACGUGCACUCGGUGUGUACCGGUUUCUGCCGAUUUUCUUCGGACUCGGAGCUGCCCUCGAGUUUUCCAUGAUUCACUGGCGUGUUGGAGAGACCAAUUUCUAUAACACGUUCAAAAAGCGGCAAGCGAAGGAUAUCGUUGCGGAGAGACUCCGCUUGAAUGAGCUAGAACCGAUCAAAGAUUAGUCCACAGUCAGCACCAUGCCGGCCGGUGUACCGCUCCGUCAGUACCUUACCUUCACGGCAGCCGCUUUGCUGUCGAUGUUCUGUGGUUCGCAGGUAGUGCACAAUUACUACCAUCCGCUACGUGAUCUUAACUACUAUAUCGAACGCGAAAUCAAAAGCCAGCGAUUACGUGAAGUCGUGCCACAACCCGGCGGUGCUGCGAAUAGUUCGAAUGAAGUUAGGCAAUAAAUAGGCAGCCCUUUGGCUCUUGUAAAAGUCA